Paraphaeosphaeria sporulosa is the source of this 978-nucleotide messenger RNA. RefSeq lists its product as uncharacterized. Gene Ontology annotation, molecular function: oxidoreductase activity. The record is from RefSeq and is a predicted model, not a curated record. The coding region runs from base 1 to 978 and encodes 325 amino acids. Lineage: Eukaryota; Fungi; Ascomycota; Dothideomycetes; Pleosporales; Didymosphaeriaceae. The transcript has 3 exons.
AUGGCGCCUGUGGCUACACGAGACAUCCUACCUCCACGCGAGGAACUGCCUACCGAAGAAACCACCCUUUAUUAUUACUUGGAACUGAAAGACGGAGGCAUCAUUCAAACCUAUCCAGGUACUGCCUUUGAGAAGCGCAGAAAACACGUCCCACACGAUGCGACGAUCAAGGAUUUGAGAUCCAUUCACGACCAGUUCAACGUUGACAAUGCCGGAUUCGAGUUCGUCCAACACAAGUCUGCUGUGAAGGACUUCUCCAACGAAGAAGAAGUGGAGCAGGUCUACUACCCUGAGUGCAUUGAUCUUAUCAAGAAAGUAUCUGGAGCAGAUGAGGUUCAAGUUGUCUCCCAUAUGUGUCGGCGAGACACACACAAAGCCUCUGUAGACGCAUCCCAAGGCCUCGACGAUAAGACGCCCGUAAAAGUGAUGAAUCCUGCAAGAUUCGUCCACGUCGACCAGUCCUACCGCGGCGCUGAACAGAUUCUCUUCCUCAACCUCCCCGAGGAAGAAGCGGAACGUCGCCUCAAGAAGCGUUGGGCCAUCAUGAAUGUCUGGGCCCCCAUCAUGAAGCCAGUGAAACGCGAUCCACUCGCCUUCGCCGACUUCCGGUCCAUCGACGAAAACGACUUCCGCACUGUGGUUGCGAAUUUGCCACCACCAGACGCAGGCGAGUAUGGAAAAGUAUCCAGGAACAUGAAACACAAGCCUCGUGCAGAGUACUCGUCCAACGGUGAUGUUGCCCCUCGAUACGAGGUGACUAAUCUUGCGCACAAUCCGAACCAGCAGUGGUACUACGCGAGUGAUAUGACGCCGGAAGAGGCAUGGGUAUUUAAGAUUUUUGAUUCGAAGAACGAUGGGAGAGCGAAGUGUGCGGUGCAUUCUUCGUUCCCCUUGAAGGGGCAGAGUGAUUAUGGGGAUCCGAGAACGAGCAUUGAAGUAAGAUGUUUUGUGUUUUGGAACGACGAAAAGACUGAGUAG